Molecule: messenger RNA, 4725 nt
Organism: Symbiodinium sp. CCMP2456
Lineage: Eukaryota; Dinophyceae; Suessiales; Symbiodiniaceae
Source: the annotation of a GenBank genome assembly
AUGGCGUUGCCUGUCGGACUCGCGAACUUGGGCAAUUCGUGCUUUAUCAACGCAUCGGUCCAGUGCCUCGCGGCUGUUCCGGCCCUGCGGGAAGCCAUUGCUGCUGGCACAUCGGAGAAGGAGGUUGCCUUGCAAGCGGUUCUUCGCAAGUUGGACUCGCAUCAACCCCGCAUUGUGCCGCGAGAGCUAACAGCUGUCUACUACCACGGCAGGCAGGAAGAUGCCGCCGAAUUCUUGGUCCUGCUGCUGGCCGAGUGCCCGGGCCUACACCCUUCUCUUCGGGGGCUUGAAGUACCGCUGCUGCGUUGUCGGCAUUGCGGCUACGAGCGCACCUCGCAGCCUGAAGAAUUUCUCUCGCUCCAGAUCUCCGUGCGCGAGGACAAUCCCAUGACAUCGGUGCAGGAGGCCAUGACGCACUACUUGCAGCGGACCGAGAUCCGCCAGGACUUCACCGAGUGGUCGUGUGAAAAUCCAGAGUGCAUGCGUCAAGAGCGAGCUCUCGACGAACCUGUGGGGUUCAACAUCAUCCCUGAGUGGCCCCAGGUGCUGCAGCUACUCUUCAAGCGGUGGACACUCCACGACGUAGUGGGCCACAAAGUCCACUGCAAUGACGUCUUGGACAUGUCCGGCAAAAGCUACCGCCUACAGGCCCUCAUCACUCACAUCGGAAGGUCGGCUAAUGCUGGUCACUAUGUGGCUUACAUUCGGCAUGGCUCCGGCUUCCUGAGGAUGAGCGACACCAGCGUGAGCCACGUGCCGCAGGAUCUGGUGGGCGACUUUGUCUCCUUACCCGACGAAAAGGUUUAUGUGGUCUUUUAUGUCGCUCUGCCUGCAGCUCCUCGUCCGGAUGAACCCGUUCGAGUGCCCGUACUUGACAUCGACGGCACCGACAGCGACUCGGAUGUCAUCAUACAGCACGACAGCAUAGAGCCGGCAGUGAAGCAGCCUAGUGCCCACGUCGCCCUGAGCCAGGAGAUGACCAUGCCAAGCCAAUCCAAGCGAGCCGGCUCCGGAGGCCAGCAAUCAAGUGUUGCCAAAAAGACUCGUACCAGUUCCUACACAGCCGAUGAGCAGCGACAAAUCGAUGACAUUCUGGAGGCUGCCAAGACCGUGCCAGAAGCUCUAAAGCAGCUGACAGAGAACAUUCCCGGCUUCACCACCAAAGAUAAGAAGUCCGACCGCUACAUGGCAAGAAGCACGGUGCAGUACCGGCGUGCAGCCAAGAACCGACCGAAGUACCGGCAGGCAGCCGCCACGAAGUCGUCAGCUUGGACAGGCGAGGCCGAGAUGUACUUCAAGCCGUUUCAACAGAAACCAUCGCCUCGAACUUUGCCGCCGCCGACCACGAAGGCCGCCGCAUGGGCACAAUCCCAGUCGUGGACCUUCUGCAGCAAAUGUGGGAGACACCGACCGCGCACAGCCUCCCUCAGAAAUCUCGCCGCCUGUGUUGAUUGCAAGCCGGAGUGCGAUCCGACAGCGAAGUCGCUGCUGGUUCCCGGCCAAGUCUCCGCCAAGAAGAAGCUCAUGGCGUAUGUCACUCCCCAGCCAAGCGACUGGGACGAGAUGCUGGCCGCCUUGGACUCUGAUGACCUGGCUACUGCUUUGACCACGGAGGACUUGGAAACGUUGGUUGUGGUCGACCUGUACGUCGAUUUCAAGACCGUGCGCGGCGGCAAGAGUGACAUCACCAGCUUGAAGAAACAAAGCGUUGUUCGCGCGGAAUGGAGAGCGCAACCUUUGUGCGACGUUCCUCGCAGCAGGGCAGCGGCAACCGCCUUCGCGUGGUUACUGAACAACAACACCACCUACAAGGAGUUCGUCGAGAUCCAGGCCAGCUUGUGUUCCAAUCAUGCCGAUAACGACGCAAGCUGGCGCCGCAUAGCCACUGCGGACUUGUUGCUCAACAAGCCGGGUAUCGAGGUUGCCUGCAGACCAUGGCUAUACCCGUACGCCAGCUACGGUGACACGGACCUGACUCUUCGACUCAGGGAGCUGGACAUCAUCAAGACUACCUCGAAGCCAAGCUUGCGUGCCAGUUGGGAGCGCAAAUCCACCUCGCGAUGUGUCAGCUACGUCAACGACUUCAAGUUGCAGUGUUUGUUGUACGAUGUGGCAAUGGCUAAAACGAUUUCGACCGUCGCCAGUCUCGCGGCCUCCAAGAAGAUGGCUCCAGAGAGCCUCGCGUCGGAGAUGGACAUGUUCGACACGUACUGGCACAAUCAGAUCCACAAAAUGGAAGAUAUAUGCCGUUUGGAGUUCGAGCGUCAUCAAUGCAUGGAUAAAGCCAUGCCCAAUGUCUUCGUGACCAUCGCCCCAGCAGAAUGGACGUUCCCGUUGCAGGAGGGACUUUUCUUUGCGGAUAGCCUCUCCAAGCAGCAGACGAUGCUCAGUCGCCACAUCUGCCACGUCUUGGACGUUGUCUUGCACGAGUACCUCCUCAAGCCAGGACCUCACCUCCAAGGACUUGGGCUGGCUGCCAUUCGGCAGUGGUCCUUUCGGUAUGAGUUUCAGUCCCGAGGAACAGUCCAUGCUCACUUGGUGCUCUGGGUCGAUUUGGUUCCCGGUGUCACCUGUGAGGACCUGUCAGGUCGCACAAACACGAAGCAUAACUCGGCUCUCGUCAAACACCUGGAAAGCUUGUUCAAUUGCCGGAUCGACGUGCAAGCCGCUCGUGGGGGCCACAUUCUGAUGCGAUAUGUCAUGGGCUACGUGCACAAAGCAUCGGACGCGCUGUCCUUCAAGGCCACAGAAGCCUCCGGUCCCGUGCUGUCAGCGAACACCACUUGGAGAACUACAUACCGCUUGCUUUGCAAGAAGGCUCCAUUAGAGCAGGAAAUCGCGCUGGAAUUCGCCGGCAAGAGCAUGGUCCGCCAUUCUUUCUUUGGCUGCAACUACUAUGCUCCGAUCCCAGGGUCUGCAGCAACAAACCUGAGCCGUGCGGCAUACAACGCUUUUCAGCAUGGUCUUCGCAGAGGCAACUACACGGGCUAUUCUUAUCUUGCUUGGCUAAGAGACCAUCGCAUCGAGCCGUCUGCCCAAGGCGCUUGCAAGGUCACGCCGAGAACGGCCAGCAAGAAGACCGCAAAGGAUGUGGGAGUCGCCGUGCAGUUUCCAUUCGAACUUCUGGACAUCUUCGUGGGCGCGUGGGCUGCAACCUUCCUCGUGGCCAUGGACGAGCGUCGAUUGUGGCCGGGUGGCAGUCCAGGCUAUCCCAAAGGGUUCGAAAUCGAGCUGAAGCGGCGAAACAGCUUCGACGCACCUCAAGGCUGUCAGCAUCUCAAGGCCGUGCUCUGCCUGGACGACUUCCAGAUGCACCCCGAGCGCACCGAUUUCGCACCCGACGUCGCGAGGCUGCUGGUAACCAUUGAGCAAGACCUGAUCAUCCGAGGCCUCGCCGCAGAUCGCAUUGCGACCUUCAAAGCCCGCGUCAAUUCAUGUGCACUCUUGCUGCAACGCGUGGCUGGAAGACAAGAGGACCCCACCACCUGGAGUGCCCGGCGCAUAUUCCAGUUGCCACAGCGAGUCUGGUCGAAAGAGCAGAACGAGGUGCUGCAGAUUAUUGCCGAAGGCACGAACGUCCAGGAUGCGAAUGAGCUCGACACCAACACCCGUUUGCUGCAUGUCAAGGGCGGGUUGCGGAGCUAUGACCUUAUUAUCUUUGAUGAAAUCUCCCAGAUUGACGCCCAUGUCUGGAGACUUCUUCAAACAGCCCUGGCAGACUUGCACCCACAGCCCUUCGUGGUGUUCGUUGGAGAUUUUCAACAGCUGCAGCCCAUCACAGGACUGCCGCAGUUGCAGUUGGACCUCGAAAGGCAAACCUCCAAGAACUUGCUGCCAACAAUCGAGCUCCAACCCCACGCGGCAGCUCGCUCCACUGACCCCGUCAUGCUGGACUUCCUGGGUUUGGUUCGCACAACACAACCCCCUCGGGCAACACUGGAGCAUUUCUUUCGCAAUCGGAUCUUUCCCAAGCAGCCUGACCUGGCUGCGCAGCAAGCUCGAGCUUUCGAGAUCGAGAGUGGAGAGAAGUUCACGUUCCUCACCGUGACGAAUCCGGGGGCUUAUAGACUGAACAUAGAAUGCCUGAAGCUCGACUAUCCACAAGCUGCUGCUGCACUCGCAGCUGGCGCAGGCUACCCCGCGGAUAGCAGUUCCGGGCAGGACAGAAUUCUGGUGGAAGUGGGCAUGCGCCUGCGGCUGACUCGGAAUCUGGACAAGGAUCGAGGCUUCGUGAACGGCAAUCUCGGAAUUGUGGAAACCAUGCUGCGGCCGGAUGUGUUUGUCGUCAAGACCAUGCAGGACGUUUUGAUCUUAGUCCAUCCCAUCACUGUGAGAGGCCGCAAGUUCAUUCCAGCCUGUUAUGCCUAUGCUACCACGAUUCGCCGGGCACAAGGGGCUACGCUGGCGGCCGCUUGUCUCCGCUUCGAUCGACCACGCCCAGAUCGAGGCUACGCCUACGUGGGGGCGUCAAGGGUGAAAUACCAUGGUCACUUGUUCCACAUGGGCCGGCUUCGGCGCACGGACUGGCUGCCUGUGAACGGCGACCCAGACCACGAGCAGUUGGUGCCGAGUGCAAUCAGUGAAUCCACCGACUCGGAGCAGGAGCACGAGCCUGAUACUACCUCGGACACGGACCCAGACCCUAGUAACGAUGACUUUCCCAGCUCAUACAGUGACCCGAGCUUCGAACCUAGCUGGGGCAGCGACAGCGAUUUCAGUAGCUGA